UGUUGGAGGUUUAAAAGCUGAUGGUUACGGUGGCCUUGGUGCUCCCCCGUUCGUGCCGCCCCGAUCCUCAGGCAGGGCUCAGCUCAGCAGUCCACUGUCCUCCUGCAGCACAGGAGCGGCUGCUGCUGUUACCUCGUCGGACAGAGUAGGCGGUAAGCCCCGCGGGAGAACGGCGAAGGGGGGAGCACCCCUGUGGGGGUGAGGCGCGGCGCUGCCGGGGCCCGGAAGCGGCUGCCGGUACCGCGGCAAUCCCGAACACAACGCAGUGCAGGGCCUUUUCUCGACACAUCGCUGGUGGAGAAGCAGAAGAAUCGCAGCUCUGCUGUUAACUGCUUAUCGUAAAGCACGAUGGCCAAUGUAAAGGGAGAAGAUGAAAUAGCUUUCUUCGAAAGAGAAAUAGAAGAGUUUUGCACUGAAUUACAAAGCAUUGUGAGUGAACAAAUCACUCAGAGUCGAGCGCUGAGAGAUUCAUGCAAGGAAUUCAUAAAAGCACUCUCAGAGAAAUGGUCUGAGAAGCUGAAAGAAAUGGACCUGAUGAUUGAUAAAAUUCAGGAGUAUAGCAAUGAGAUGCUCCAGCUGAACCAAUGCAUAUCGGAAAAUGAAGGGCACUUGACAGAAAUAAAUUCUAUGCUUAAUCAAGAAAAGCAGCAAAACAAGGACUUGACUGACAGCAUCCAACAGAUUAAAGAACAGAUGAAGAAGGAAACUUCUAAUCCCAAAAACAUUGAAGAGAGAAAAAAACAACUAUCCAAGUUGAAAACAUUCUAUGAAGAGAGGCUUGGACUGGAGAUACGCAGAACGCACAAUGAACAAUUACAGUUUAUAUUCAGACACAUUGACCACAAAGAUCCUGACAAACCAUAUGCGUGUACCUUUUCCAUAAAUGAACAAGGAGAUUAUGAAGUGACUUCCUGUAAUCCUCCUCUGGACUGUAUUGCAGAGCUCCAGCUCAAAGUGAGAGAAACUAACAAUUUUUCUGUGAUGGUUGCCAACAUCAGGAAAGCUUUUGUGGCUUUAUCUUGUAAACAGUCUACAUGAAGCAAGUGUAUAACUCUCUAGAUGUACAGCACUCUUUUCUUCCUCUAUUCUGAAAGUAUGUAAUGUGUCUAAUUUCUCAAUAAAAAAGUAAUGAAAAUGGUAUUUUAGUCCACUAUUAUGGAGAGACAUGUUGGAUCAUUCUUCAAAUAACAGUAUAGUUAUUUGCUUAACUGAAUGGCUCCAGUCAUGUAUAUUUUGAUCCAAUAGCAAAUAAUGAUGUAAUUACCUCUUUUUAGCUAACCCAGGAAGACAUUAAGAACUAUUUUCUGUAAUAUGUGCAUAAAAGCAUCUUUCAGGUUUGCACAUGGCUGGAAUAGGCCUGAAACCUACCAAAAUGAUGCAGUGGAGCUCAGCCAUUAGUGCAGUUACCUGUGUCACAGGUAACUAACUUAAAUUUUACCAUCUUGUACUCUCCAGUGUUAUGGCUCAUUCUCAUGUAUGUAAAUCGUGGGGUUUUUUUUGUCUGUCAAACUAUAUAUUUUACUGUCUAUUCUUGUCUAGGUGCCUGUUUAUGUUUUAGUAACAAAACCAUUUGAUGUACAUACUAUUCUUGAAAAAAACACCUAGCUGGGCAGAAGAGCUGGCCUGAAACUUCAACGGCAGCAGCAAAGUAACACUCAUUACCAGCCUCAGCAUGUUUUAGAAUAGACUAGCAUUUUCCUUUACUACAUAAAGCAUGUUGCAGUGACAGACUAUUUAUUAUCAUUGCAAAUCUUAAGGUAAAAUCUGACGUAUAAAAUAUAGUAGUUACAAAUAAAUCCAUGCUUCUUGAAGCUUACAAAGAAGAGUAUUACUGCCACAGUACUCAGCUUUGACUAGAGCUAUUCUUUUUCUAUUUUCUUUUGUAUAGGCUUUUCCUUUCCACAGAAUAUUUAAAUAGAUAACUGCAACAUGAAAUGAAACUCUUAAAUUGAUAAUACUGCAGUUCAAAUAAAAUCUUACUAAAUUCAAUACUGAAAAUUGUAUUGAAGGAGAAGACCACUUACACUGGAAACUAAUGAUGUGAGGAGUUAAAAAUAUCCAACACACAGAAGACCCUGUGAAAAAGUAUUUAAAUCCUAACACUUUUUUAAUUAAAAUAACCCUUAAAAUAUUGAAACACACCCUGAAUAACAAAUACAAAUACUCGGGCUUACUGCCAUUUUGUUUUCUUGUUCAUCCCAGACAUGAGUCUUGGUUUAUUGAUUCUAACAAAAUUACUGUGCCAAGACUGCUAUGUACAGAACAUAAAAUAUUUGACAACUACUGCAUUGGAAUUUACAUUCCCAGGAAGUAUUUUCUAGAAAAGAUAGUGUGCCUGGUUGCAACUAUUCUGUGCAUAUGCCAAAGGCAAGGAAUAAAGUUUGAAAUAUUUCUUGUGCAUAGUUUAAAAGUUUACAACUUCUUUUGGAAUUUGAAUAAUAAACCUGCUUAUGUUUGCUUAUAGAUGCAGCUCUUACUUCCUCUAAAACAGAGCCAGACAUUCCAAAAAGCAGGUAAUAGCUAAGAUAGCAAAGAAAAGAAACAACUACUGUGUAUGCUUAUUAUAAAAUAUGAAGUAAAACUGGCUUGUGACAUCCUUAGCAGCAUCUAUGCUAUCUUUGUCUUGAAAACCUUAAAACCUUUGUGCCCUUAUUGAAUGCACUUAGUGCUUAUAGAAUUUCACACAUCUUGAUUUGUGGCAAUUUGGAAUUUUCUAUUUGUUGUGAAGCUGCAUGAUACAGUGAUAUCAAAGGACAACCAGGAUAAUACUCUAUACUGACCUGACAGAUAGAUACAGUUAUUGUGACCCCAGAGUACAGAUUAGCAAACAAAUACCAACUGCAAUGCCCCAAAGAGCAUAUGGGAAAGCUCUGGCACAAAAAAGGAAUAUGCAGCUUAGGGAUCAUGACACAGCAUCAACCAGCCCCCUCCAACUGGUGCUAGUGCUCUAUCAGCAGGAUCAGGUUUAUCUUAAGGCAGUCAUAGAUUUUAGUGAAGGUCAGUAAAGGCUCUUCUUUUUUCAUAAAUCAGUUUAUCCAUUGAAUAUUGCUCUCCCUUUCGAACUGCUGAUCUGUACUUGGGUCAAGCCUGAAAUGUAUGGGCCAUCAACUAAUGCUGCCCAUACAGAAAACUGCUGUAUUUACUGGUGCUCAGCACAUUUGUCUUGAAACAUAAUGUAAAGAAUUUUUUAAAAAAAGUUUGAAUUUAUUAUAUAUUGGAAAUACACUCUGAAAUAACAUUAAUAAUGUAUGUAUUAAGUGAAUUUAGUCACAGUGCUGUUUGUAUGCUAGCUAGAGUCCUUCUGGCUAACCAAACAGUUAUUACAUACCUACUCAACCAAGAGUGGAGGUGGCUAAGCUGAGUUUGUUGACAUUUUUCCUAAACCCUGUUGGAUGUUGCUUGAUGUAUUUUGAAAAGCAAACAAACAAGUAUUGGCUACACUGGUGAAAAUUAAGAAAGACAUGGAACUUACGCUGUGCUUCUGUCAUAUUCCAAUUGUGCUAUGCUACUGUCUUCUCUAAUGCUUCAAUAAACUACAAAUUUAUUCAAUACCUUGAAACUGUCUA
Molecule: messenger RNA, 3566 nt
Organism: Melopsittacus undulatus (budgerigar)
Lineage: Eukaryota; Metazoa; Chordata; Aves; Psittaciformes; Psittaculidae
Gene: SPC25
Product: SPC25 component of NDC80 kinetochore complex
Exons: 7
Coding region: 349-1038 (229 amino acids)
Biological process (GO): chromosome segregation
Cellular component (GO): Ndc80 complex
Source: RefSeq, a predicted model, not a curated record